AUGGUUUCGGGUUUACGGGAAGAGUUAGAAGAGAGUCUUGUGUGCUGUUUGAGGACUCAGGAAGAUCAGGGUUCUGGGGUGAUAGUUUCUAGACACGAUAGAUGCCUGAAAACCAGCAGGGCCCGAAAGGAGCAUACCCCUGGGGAACCAGCAACUCAAAUGCAGAAACUGGUAACCCACGUGAGCACCCCAUCAGCAGACAAGGUCUUCUUCAUCGCUAGCUCUGAUUCGCCCUCACACUCCCUCACUAGGGGUGGGGGUGUGGAGACUUCAGGUGCCUGCCGGAGCCAGACCAUACUCCUGGUGCGCCUGACUUCUCAGCUGUUCAGGGUUGUUUCCUGGGCAGGCUGCAGUCUGCCCUGGCCUGUUUCUGGAGUGCUGGGCAGCCAUGCCUGCAGGCCCCAUUACAGCACACAGCCAACUGGCCCAGGUAGGGCUGCCUCACUCCCCAGCAAGGGGGCCCAGCUGGAGCUCGAGGAGAUGCUGGUCCCCAGGAAGAUGUCCAUCAGCCCCCUGGAGAGCUGGCUUACAGCCCGCUGCCUCCUGCCCAGACUGGAUGCCCAGACCCCAGGGACUGCGGCUCCAGCCCAAUUCUGUGAGUGUCUCCCUAGCCAGAUGGGGGAAGGGGCCAAGCAGGAGGAUGAGAAGGCCUGGGAUACACCUCAGAUGCAGAGCAAAAACGUGCUGAAGACCCGCCGGCAGAAGAUGAACCACCACAAGCACCGGAAGCUGUGAGGCUGCUGUUCCUGCGGCGGGCGCCUGAAACGGAAGCCGAUCAAGCUCAAGAGAGACCCGAGGAGCAUCUGGGUGAAGGCGGGUCCGAAGGAAACCCCUGGAGGCUGGCAGACCCCCAAGAUCUACCUGACGGGCAGAUGA
Molecule: messenger RNA, 876 nt
Organism: Gorilla gorilla gorilla (western lowland gorilla)
Lineage: Eukaryota; Metazoa; Chordata; Mammalia; Primates; Hominidae
Product: small ribosomal subunit protein mS38
Exons: 3
Cellular component (GO): mitochondrion
Source: RefSeq, a predicted model, not a curated record